AUGUCAUACACGGAGCAAUUAGACACUUUUGUGUCUAGGCUUAAUGAUAAUGCCGAUUACAAAACAGCUCAUGGUGUGCUCUCUGAAUUACUCGACAUGAUAGAAACGUUCAAUGGAGCGGCAGAAUAUGAAUACUUCUUGUCCAACUUAAUACCAAUAUUCAUAAAAUACUUGAAUGAAGUUCCAGUAUCGUUCAAGAGCCACUCACCUGAGCACAAGUUGAGGAAUUCAAUAUUGGAAAUUCUUCAUAGAUCAAUCAUGAACGAAACUUUCCAACCGUAUUCAGAGCAAAUUUUAGAUACAUUGCUUAAAACUCUAGUUCAGGAAAAUGAAGACAAUGGUGUUUUAUGUAUGAAGAUAGUGACAAGCUUACACAAAGCUUAUAAGAACAAUUUAUCUGCUAAAGUGACUCCAUUCAUUGAUAUUAUAAAUCAAAUUUACGACAAUAUGCCUCAGACUCUUAAGGAAAAUGUUAGCUUUAAUCCAAAUAACUCGUAUCAAGAGUCAGAGAGCAAGGAAAUGUCUCCGCCAUCUUUUUCUGACGAACCUUCAUCCAAAACAUUAAAUGGAGCGAUGCAUUCGUUCAAGACAUUAUCAGAAUGCCCCAUCACGAUGGUAUCAUUGUAUUCAUCGUAUAAAAAUCUUGUCCAGACUUCAUUACCGACGUUUUUACCAAGAAUUUUAAAUUUGUUGACUCUACAGGUUGACGAACAACGCGAGUAUAGAGCAGAAGCGGAAAAGGAAAACAAGGUAGUAACAUCGAUAUCCCCAAAAAUAAAGAACAGACAGGCUUUUAGUGACUUUGUUUUGGGUCAGGUAAAGGCGGCAUCGUUCUUAGCGUAUGUAUUCAUAAGAGGUUAUGCUAAUCAACACUUGUCACAGAAUCAGGCGAAAGUAGUGCCUGAUGUGAUAUUACGCCUUUUACAAGAUUGUCCGGCUGAAUUAUCAGUUGCAAGGAAGGAAUUACUACAUGCAACAAGACACAUAUUAUCUACUCCUUUUAGGAUGCAAUUUAUUCCCAAAAUUGAAUUGCUUUUUGAUGAAAAAAUAUUAAUAGGUGAUGGCUUAACUUCAUUUGAAACAUUGAGGCCAUUAGCAUACUCUACGGUUGCUGACUUUAUACAUAAUGUAAGAAAUGAGCUUACUCCGAAACAGAUAUGGUCAACCGUUCGAAUAUAUUGUGGCUUGCUUGAGGACGAUUCUCUUGCUUUAACUGUUCAGAUCAUGAGUGCUAAGCUUUUACUUAAUUUAGUAGAAAGGAUAAUGCGUUUACCUAAUAAAUUGGAAGGUCGACAAUUAUUCAUGAUAAUUAUUGCUUCAUAUGCAAAGCGUUUCAAGAGUUUAAAUAGAAAGUACUCUCAUAUUUUGAGAAAGCAUAAAGAGUACGAGGAGAAACGGAACCUAAAGGAAAUUGAAACUCAAGCAGCAAUUCAAAGGUAUUCCUCGAAAAAGACGGAGGCCAACAGUGAGGUUGUCGAAUCAAAAUUAAAGGAAGAUAGAGAUAUUGAGAUGGAAAAGGCUGACGACGAAAGUGAGACUGACAACAAGAAUGAGAUUUCAGGAAAUCAAGUCAUGGAAAAUAUGACAGACCCUUCAUCUAUCGAUGUAUUCGAUCUUGAAAUUUCUUUAAUCUCGCCAUCACCAUUUCCAAACAAUACUGACCUAUUAAAAGAUGCAAGAUACUUGUUUCGUACGUUAAUGACUUUCCUUAAGUCGGUGAUUUUCGGAUUGAAAAAUUGCAAUCCUCCAGUACCUCCACAACCGAAUCAAUCCGAUGCUAAAAACUCAGGACAAAUUGUGAAUUAUGACAAAUGGAAUGACUCUGCUAAAAUAAUCUCGUAUGAAGAAGUGAACAUAUUAAGACAACUUUUUAGAGGCGGAAUAAGUUGCUUGCGCUUUUUUUCUGCAGCUAAGCCUAAGCAAAACAUCCCUCAAUCGAAGGCAUUUGAUUUUUCGACAGGAGGGCCUAAUUUACCAAUUACCUCUUCGAAGGAAGAGAAAGAUCUUAUGGAAAUAUUAGCUACCAUAUUUAUCCAUAUCGAUCCUGCAUCGUUUAAUGAGAUUGUAAGCUUUGAACUUCCAUUUAUGUUUGAAUCAAUGCUUGAUAAUGCGGCGUUGCUUCAUUUACCUCAGUUCUUUCUUGCCAGUGAAGUUACUUCUGCUAACUUUUUAGGAAUCCUCAUAUCCUUUCUCAAAUCAAGGCUUGAUCAGCUUGGAAAGGUGGAAUUAGUGAAGUCUAAUAUCUUGAUAAGGCUAUUCAAGUUAUGUUUCAUGUCUGUAAAUUUAUUCCCAACUACGAAUGAAGGUGUUAUCUUACCCCAUUUGAAUUAUUUGAUAUUAGAAUCUUUAAAGUUAGCUACAAAAGCAGAGGAACCAAUUGUAUAUUCAUAUUUGAUCAGGAUUUUGUUUCGAAGUAUCAGUGGCGGCAGGUUCGAGAAUCUUUAUAAAGAAAUACUUCCAAUUCUACCAUUUCUAUUGGAGAGCUUAAAUAAGAUGAUAUCGAAUGCUCGGCGACCAUAUGAGCGUGACAUUUAUGUUGAAUUAUGCUUAACUGUACCUGUGAGAUUGUCAGUGCUUGUUCCACACUUAAAUUAUUUGACCCGACCUUUAGUGUAUGCUCUCAAUGGUUCACAAGAACUAGUUAGCCAAGGAUUACGGACUUUUGAGCUCUGUGUUGAUAACUUGACUGCAGAGUACUUCGACCCUAUGAUAGAACCAGUCAUUGAUGAAAUCAUGGCUGCACUAUGGAAGCAUUUAGAGCCGGUGCCAUAUCACCAUCAACAUUCACAUACUGCGAUUCGAAUUUUAGGAAAGCUCGGCGGGAGAAAUCACAAGCAUUUCAAGCCAUGCAGUAAGCUAAUAACAGAGUCACUGGUAAAUCAGGAGAUUCGUGCACUUUUCGAUAUUGAUGGUCUUGAUGGUCGGAUUCCUGUUUCAGUUACCCCAGGAAUAGAAUCGGCUAUAAAGUUAUUGGAGGACCCAAGGUUGAAGGUCCACUAUAGAAUGAGUGCUUUUAAGUAUCUAUCGAGCAUUUUGAAGUUGUUUAUUGAUACGACCCCCAUCCCAGAUAAUUAUUCAUCUUAUGUUUUUCAAUGUGUUUCUGAUUUGAAAUCAGAGAGUAUGGAAAUUGUGAAGCUAGAACCUUCGGACAUAAGAGAUGAAAACAAACUACAAAGGCAACAGCAGUUGUGUGGAAGACUACUUGAGGUUUUAUAUUUUUCGAUUUCCAUUCCUGAAAUUGCUGAAGAGGCUGGCAUAUUAAUAGAUGGCCUUACUCGCCACUUUAUAUUUCUUUACUUGGGCUCAUCUGUUAUCGAGAAGAUAAAAAAAGAACGUCCCUUUUCCGUAGACGACAAUGAAGGUAGGGCGUACAUUAGUGAAUCUAUAUUCCUUGAUGCAUUGAUGUAUGCGCUAAGUUUCUGGGAUAAGACUGUGCGAAACAAGGCUGUUGAAGUAAUCAAGAAUAUUUAUCAAAUAACGGCUACAAUUUUCGACUCAGAGGAUGAUGCUUUGAUAUCGCCCAUAUUUAGGUCUAUGUUCUAUAAGUUCACUCACUGUUGUUAUGAUGAGUACUAUCAUACAAAAUUGGGAGGUAUUAUAGGUCUUAAAACGAUGUUUGAAGAAUUGCACAUCCUUCCAAGCUGGUUUUUCAAGCGUCAAUUUGAACUAGUCCGAGCCAUAUUUUCAAUUUUAAGAGACACUCCUGAAACAGCUCCUUUUGAGGUAAGGCAGCUUGCAAAAGAACUCGUGUUAAAACUCUUGCAUGAUUGUAAUGUUGGUCUUGCUAAGGAAACAAUUUUAGAGAAACCAUUUCAAACUCUUGUGGGUGCUUUGGUUUAUGAUUUAGCCAGCGCAAGUCCUAUAGUGAGGGAGGUUGCCCAAGAAUCACUAAAAGUGCUCUCAGAUACUACUUCUGUGCCUAUUUCUACUAUUAUGGGUCCUUGUAAACAUCUCUUGUUGACACCAAUAUUUGGAAAACCUUUGAGAGCACUUCCUUUCUCAAUGCAAAUUGGUAAUAUUGAUGCAAUCACGUUUUGUUUGAAAUUAGAAGAUUCAUUUCUAACGUUUAAUGAGGAAUUGAACAGGCUUCUUCUAGAAGCAUUAGCACUAGUUGAUGCCGAAGAUGAAUCAUUAGCUAAUGUUCAUCGCCUUCACGAGUAUCGAACCUCAAAACAGUUAAUAGAGUUGCGGGUUGUGUGUAUUCGUCUACUCUCACUUGCACUCACAAAGCCAGACUUUUCCUUAGGGUCUUUAGCGGAAGCCAGAAUACGUAUCUUGGGUGUUUUUUUUAAAGCACUCUGCAACAGAUCUACAGAAAUAAUCUCGGCGGCUCACCUUGGAUUGAAAGCCAGCCUUCAAGAAAACGCUAAGUUACCCAAAGAACUCUUGCAAAAUGGACUUCGUCCAAUGCUAAUGAACUUAUCUGAUCAUAAGAAGUUGACAGUGUCAGGUCUCGAGGCGCUUGCUCGUCUUUUAGAACUAUUGAUUUCUUACUUCAGGGUAGAAAUUGGUAGAAAGCUUUUAGACCAUUUGAUGGCUUGGGCCCAAAUAAAUACCCUAAGACAGAUCGCUGGUCUGGAUUUAGAAAAUAAUCACACUGUGCAAAUUGUCAUUGCUAUUUUGAAUAUUUUUCAUCUAUUGCCAGCUAAGGCUUACACAUUUAUGGAAGAAAUCAUCAACACUUUACAGUACUUGGAGGGCCACCUUGACCGCCAUCAGAGUUCUCCGUUUAGAGUUCCUGUUGCCAAGUUUUUGAACCGCUUUUCCGAAAACUGUAUCGAGUAUUUCACCGUGCACUUGAAAAACCGAAAACUUGGUAAUAUGCUAGCUUCUAUUGCAGGAAUGACUGGCUGCUCUGAAAUUCGCAAGGUCGCUAAACUUAAACUCAUUGAUAUUAUCGAAGAACUUAAAAGCGAGACUGAUGGAGAUAUAAAAGUGGUAAAAUUUUCUAAUAUCGUUGAUCUUUUGGUUUCAAUCACUGCGUGCGAGCCAGAAUGGUUAGAUUCGAAUAAGGGGAUACUAAUGACACUUUUUUCUCUAGUCGAUGACAUAUUCAGUAUCGAGCAUUCAUCUCCUUUAGUCUCUACGAACCAUUUUCAAACCGACCAAGCAAUCAAUAAGCUUGAUAAUCUUCUAAUUCAAUAUUUGAGAAGAAACAGUGAGGAGUAUGACUUGGUCUUUGAGAUUAUCGACCGACUUUUACUUCUUCAGAAAAAGAUGCCUUGUGAUUUUGAAGAUUUUCUUCUUGAAACAGUAGUUUGUUCUAAUGAAGUUAAACGUCGUGAUACUUACCUAGAAAAAUGCAUCUUCUUUAUCUCUGAAGCAUCUAAUUCUAUGAAAGCAAAGAUAUUUGUUUUAAAAAAGAUCUUCAAUUCUAUCUUGAUGUACGAAUCAAAGAAAAAUGGUAACAUUAAUGCGUUCUUUGAGUCUGAGCAUACUCCUAAAUGGUUAACAUUAAUUUGCGACAAUAUCUGGAAAUCUACCAAUGACAUAAUUACGGAUCAUACUUCGGGCACGAUGGAUAACUAUAGAUAUCAGUUGCUUGAGAUGACCGCCAUCCUUUUAAAAUUAGCACCUGAUUUCAUUAGCGACUUCCGCAAAGACAUCAUUAAGUUCAGUUGGAACUACAUCAAGCUUGAGGAUAACAUCACAAAACAGGUUGCCUAUGUUACUACCUCGUAUUUUAUAGCAGCUUAUGAUACACCAGAGAAGUUAGCUACGCAGGUAUUUGUUGCUCUAUUGCGCACGCAUCAGACCGAUUCAAGACAUCUAGUAAGACAAGCGCUUGAUAUCUUAGCGCCCAUUAUGCCAGAGAGGAUGGCUGAAGAUCCUCCUAUUAGCUGGUUGAAAUGGCCACGUCGUGUCAUUUCUGAGGAUGGUUUCAAUGUUACACAAGUAUUGAAUGUCUAUCAGUUUAUUGUUCAGCAUCCUGAUCUUUUCUUCAUUGCACGUGAGCAUUUCAUAUCGAAUAUAAUUACUGCCAUGGGGAAAUUGACUAUUUUAGCUAACCCGGCAGUAGAAAAUCAAGUUUUGGCGAUUGAAUUAGCCGAGCUCAUUUUAAAAUGGGAAACAAAGGCUAAAAUACUGUCUAAUGGUAACCAUGAGAAGGCCGAACUGGAAUCGAAGGUAGCUAAUAGUGAUUUCACCACGUCCUCGAGCUAUACGAUACCCUUUGGCCAAAAGGAAGCAUGUGUAACGUUCUUGAUAAGAUACGUUUGUAUUAGCCCACAGAGAGCUUCUGAAAGUGAGCUUGGUCAGAAGGCACUAGGCAUCUUACAUGACUUGUUGUCACCAAAAUUCUGGCCGGAGGUUUCUGUCAAAUUAACUUUUUUUGAAAAAUUCCUACUUUCUAAUGAUCUAAACUCGUCAAAUUUGCUUGGUUAUUGCUUGAAUGCCUUAGAAGUUUUGGGAGUCGUUUUGGAGUGGAAACAGCCUACUUGGAUUAUUACUAACCUAUCUUAUCUUCAUAAGUUACUUGAAAAGUGCAUCAAAUCAGACAACCAUGACAUUCAAGAGGUGUUGCAACGAGUCUUAACGAUAAUUCUUCAGGCAAUCAAUGAUCGUAAGGUUGACGAGCAGGAAGAGAAGGAUGAAGUCAAGGAAUUCGUCUCAUUACUUACAUCGACUGUCGCAGAGGAUUUAGGUGAUAUGCCGUCUGUUGCAGCUGGUGUUACGUUGUCCUAUACUUUGGCUAAUUACAUUCCAUCUGUAUUGGACCCUCUUAUGCCUCUGAUAAUGAGGACUUUUAGUAAGCUAUGUAAAGAUCAUAUUACGAUUACUCACCAAGGUUCCCAAUCGUCGUCCAAAGACAGCUCGAGUUCAGAAUUUGAAGCCAAGAUGACGACUAAGCUUUUAGAGAAGAUUCUCAACUUAUCAUCCAAAAGGAUCUCAACUCUUGGGGAUCAAAGGAGAAUUUUUCUCUCACUUUUGGCCCAAUUAAUUGAACGUUCAUUGGAUAAAGAGACCCUUGAAAAGAUUAUCAAGAUGGUGAAGGGUUGGGUUUUUUCCAGGACUGAUUUGUUUCCAACUACCAAAGAAAAGGCCGCAAUUUUAGCCAAGAUGAUGGUCUUUGAAGUGAGAGGCGAACCCUCGUUAUCGAAAGAAUUCUACCAGAUCCUAAUUGAUAUAUUUGAAGAUGACACUUUUAGCUGCACGGAAUUAACGGUCAGAAUGGAGCAACCAUUCUUAGUUGGAACUCGUUCUGCAGAUGUGACUAUUCGUAGAAAGUUAAUGUCCAUAUUAAACAACAGUUUAGAGAGUGACAUUAACAAAAGAUUAUAUUAUGUCAUCAGAGAACAAAAUUGGGAGCAUUUAGCAGACUACCCAUGGCUUAAUCAGGCCCUUCAAAUACUUUAUGGCUCCUUUGACUUAUCUUCAAAGAUUGAACUAAUAACUAGCGAAUAUCGCUUUUCACCUUUGACAGCAUUUCCUUACACACUGAACGAUAGAAUGGAAGUCGAUACUUCAACUGAAUCGUUGGAAAAAUUGCUCAAUUCUCAUAAUGAAUUCUUGGACAAGUUGUCAAUGAUUCGUGCAGCCGAUGUCAUCGAACCGCUUAUAGAUAUGUUUUACCAGAGCAGCGAAACAAUACAUCGAACAUGGGCUACAAUAUUUCCGGUUGCAGUAGAAUCAAUUCCUCGUUCUGAGCACCUUGAUUUAACUAGGUUCCUUGUGAUAUUGUUGUCUAAGGAUUAUCAUACACGACAGAUUGAUAAUCGGCCAAAUGUCAUUCAAUCUCUUUUGGAAGGUGUCGCACGUUGUGGAGACAUACAGCUUCCCCCUUUCGCGGUGGAAUGUCUAGCUUCCAAUUUUGAUGCUUGGUCUCAAGGGAUUCAAAUACUAGAAACUAUAGAACACUCGAUUGGAGGUAACGCAGAUGUUCUUGAGGUAACUCAAGAUGCCUUGGCAAAACUAUACGCAACCUUGAAAGAAGAUGAUAUGUUUUACGGUUUAUGGAGAAGACGAGCAAAGUAUUCGGAGACAGUAGUUGCUUUGUCUUAUGAACAAAUUGGUUUAUGGGAUAGAGCUCAACAGCUUUAUGAGACGGCCCAAAUCAAGGCUCGUAGUGGUGCCUUACCUUACGGAGAGUCCGAGUAUACACUAUGGGAAGAUCAUUGGAUAUUAUGUGCAGAAAAAUUACAGCAUUGGGAUAUUUUAACCGAGUUGGCAAAACAUGAAGGCUUCUCCGAUCUUCUUCUAGAGUGUGGAUGGAGGGUUGCAGAUUGGAAUACUGAUAGAGAAACUCUCGAUCAAACAAUAAGAAACGUUAUUGACGUUCCUACGCCUAGAAGACAAGUUUUUGAGACUUUUCUUUGUUUGCAAGGCUUUGGUCAAGAAAAAGAAACACUCCAAGAUCUUUCUAGACUAUGCGAUGAAGGGAUUCAGCUUGCAUUAAGAAAGUGGCAUGGCUUACCCCAGAGGUUUAAUAAUGCCCAUAUUCCACUCUUGCAUACGUUCCAACAAUAUGUCGAGUUCAUGGAAGCAAGUCAAGUUUAUGCAAGCUUGGUUUCAACUAAUGCUCAAAAUCUAGACGUUAAAUCACAAGAGUUAAAACGAGUCUUGCAAGUAUGGAGAGAAAGGUUACCAAAUGUAUGGGAUGAUAUCAAUAUAUGGGAUGACUUGGUAACUUGGCGUCAGCAUGCAUUCCAAGUUAUCAAUAAAGUUUACAUGCCAUUUAUUCCAAUCUUGCAGUCGAAUUCUGGAGGAAAUGCCAACUCAUAUGCAUAUCGUGGGUUUCAUGAGAUAGCAUGGGUUAUUAACAGAUUUGCGCAUGUCGCUCGUAAGCAUGGUAUGUCUGAUGUCUGUAUUAACCAGCUUACAAAGAUAUAUCAGCUUCCAAACAUCGAAAUACAAGAAGCAUUUUUGAAACUUAAGGAGCAAGUCAAAUGCCACUAUCAAAAUCCGAAUGAACUUAAUACUGGCUUGGAUGUUAUUAGCAAUACGAAUUUGGUUUACUUUGCAACUCAACAAAAAGCGGAAUUCUUUACGCUUAAAGGAAUGUUUUUAAACAAAUUAAAUCAAAAGGAUGAAGCAAAUAAAGCAUUUGCAACGUCUGUUCAAAUUGAUUUGAAUUUACCAAAGGCUUGGGCAGAAUGGGGUAUGUUUAAUGACCGCCGCUUUAAAGAAAAUACAAAUGACAUGGUUUAUGCAAAUAAUGCUAUCAGUUGUUAUUUACAAGCUGCUAGUCUUUAUAAAAAUGGUAAAACGCGAAGGUUAUUGGCAAGAAUACUUUGGUUAAUUAGUUUGGAUGACUCCACUGGUACUGUUAGUCAGGCAUUUGAAAAUUUUAGGGGCGAAGUACCUGUAUGGUAUUGGAUUACGUUCAUUCCUCAGUUAUUAUCUUCGCUUUCUCGUAGAGAAGCUCGUUUGGUUAGACAGGUCCUUAUUCGUAUUGCUAAAAGCUAUCCUCAGGCUUUGCAUUUUCAAUUAAGAACAACUAAAGAGGAUUUUGCAGCUAAGAAACGUCAAGCUGCUGAAUUAUCCAGAAAUAAAACGCAAGAAAAUGGUCAUCUGAAUACCUCUGGAACGGCUUCAACGGCUUUAUCACCAGCUUCCAAUUCUGCUACGUCUGUUAAUGCAGACUCAAAGGCUGAAUCGAAUACUGAUCAGGACCCAUCAGUGAAUACUACCGACGAUUUGCAAAAUUCUCCCCUGUCGGCGAAGUCUUCAAUUCAGUUGCAAGCUAGUGAUAAUACCCUGGAACAAACUGCAGAAAAAUCAAACACACAGCAAAGCAAUACAUCAAAACUGACAUCUCAAAAUAAUGGUGCACGUCAAGCCUGGGAGCAUGUCGAAGAAAUCAUGGGCAUUCUUAAAACGGCUUAUCCACUCUUGGCUCUAUCUUUAGAGUCACUUGUUGAUCAAAUCAACCAAAGGUUCAAGUGUACUGCAGACGAAGAUGCAUAUCGUCUUGGUGUCGCUUUGCUUAAUGAUGGCAUACAGUAUGUUAAUCGCUUAGGAAAUCCCAGGGAUGAUGCAAAGUUACCACCAGUUACCGAGGCAAAUAUAACGAGGUUUGCUGAAACAGUUCUUCCAAAGCAGAUAAGAGCUGAAUUCGAAAAAGACCUCGUUGUUGAAAAACCAAAUUUGGAGACUUACAUAAUAAAGCUACGAAAAUGGAGGGAUCGUUUAGAGGAUAAGCUUGACAGAAGGAUACCUCAUGUCAACUUGGAAAAUCUUUGUCCUCAUUUAAGUGAAUUCCAUCAUCAAAAAUUUGAAGAGAUUGAAGUACCAGGGCAGUAUUUGUUGAAUAAGGAUAGUAAUACCCAUUUUGUCAAGAUAGAAAGAUUUUUGCCUACGAUUGAUUUAGUGCGCGGCACCAAUGCUUGCUAUAAAAGAUUAAAAAUCCGGGGACAUGAUGGAUCUCUCCAUCCAUUCUCUGUUCAAUUUCCUGCAGCUCGUCAUUGUCGACGGGAGGAGCUAUUAUUCCAACUUUUCCGUAUAUUUGGAGAUACACUUUCCCAAAAAGUAGAAACUCGUCGCCGGAAUGUCCAAUUCACCAUUCCAAUUGCGGUGCCUUUAUCGCCACAUAUCAGAAUAAUCAACGAUGAUUCGAGAGACAUAACAAUGCAACGAAUUUAUGAAGACUUUUGCCGUCAGAAUGGAAAAAGUCGUGAUGAGCCAUUCAUUUAUACCAUUGAAAAAUUAAGGGCUGCAUUUGACCCCAGGUUACCGAAACCGGAUACAAUGAGUAUCCGCGUUGAAGUCUUGAGUGCAAUACAAGCCUUAUUAGUCCCAUCAACAGUUAUGAAAAAUUAUUUCAUUGACUUAUAUCCACAGUUUGAGGAUUUCUGGUUGUUCCGUAAACAAUUUACCUCGCAGUAUGCAUCAUUCAUUUUUGCAACUUAUAUGAUGUGCGUUAACACGAGACAGCCUCAGAAGAUACAUGUAAAUAAGGGAUCAGGUAGUAUUUGGACAUCUGAUAUGUUGCCUUGUAAGGUAGCAAGCAGGAAUGCUUCGUUAGAUGGAUCUCUGGGAGGUAGGCCAGCACCAUUGUUUUAUAAUGCUGAGAAGGUGCCUUUCCGUUUAACUCCAAACAUUCAAAAAUUGAUAGGUGAGACUGCGUUAGAGGGAAUCUUGUCGACAUACGUCUUGGUAAUAGCUAGAGCUUUGAUUGAACCCGAAUCUGAUUUGGAGCCAUACUUAUCUCUUUUCGUUCGUGACGAGACAAUAUCUUGGUUCUCACAACAAGAUCCGCCGCGUGCUUUUCCUCAAGAUAAGCAGUUCAGGGACAUAGUACGCAUGAAUGUGGAUCUCAUCAUCAAAAGAGUUCACUCUAUGGGUCAUAUUUCUUCAGGUUCAACUAUAACGACGCAAAAUGUAUUGGAACUUAUUUCUCAAGCAGUCAAUCCUCGUAAUCUAGCGGCUGCAGAUACCCUAUGGAUGGCUUAUUUCUGA
Molecule: messenger RNA, 11397 nt
Organism: Priceomyces carsonii
Lineage: Eukaryota; Fungi; Ascomycota; Pichiomycetes; Serinales; Debaryomycetaceae
Gene: TRA1
Product: histone acetyltransferase
Exons: 1
Coding region: 1-11397 (3798 amino acids)
Biological process (GO): regulation of DNA-templated transcription; DNA repair
Cellular component (GO): NuA4 histone acetyltransferase complex; SAGA complex; nucleus
Molecular function (GO): protein binding
Source: RefSeq, a predicted model, not a curated record